Molecule: messenger RNA, 1398 nt
Organism: Guillardia theta CCMP2712
Lineage: Eukaryota; Cryptophyceae; Pyrenomonadales; Geminigeraceae
Exons: 3
Coding region: 1-1398 (465 amino acids)
Source: RefSeq, a predicted model, not a curated record
AUGGAGGGUACAAUGGGAGACACUUCCGAUCUGUACGGCAGGAUCGCGUCCCUGGAGUUGAAGAUGCAGAAUAUCCUGCACCGCGCCCACAAUAUCUGCACCUUCCUGGGCAUGGAGCAGCAGCUCGACAUGAAGUCGGAGAUCCUGCGGGACUUCUACUGGAUGUGCAUCGACGAGGCGGCGGGGUUGCAGAGGCAGAUCAUGGAUCUUAUUAAUGUAAUCGAUGCCACGGAGUGUGCGACGAAGGUUCUCGAGCACGUAAAGGCGGCCUCGCCUGCAUCUUGCUCGCCUUGCUCGUCGCCCUCCAGGCCCUCCAAAUCCUCAUCAUCCUCCACGCCUACGGUGCUGGACAGCGGAGGCCCGCCUCCCACCUCGCUGGAAGGGAGUGCUACCGGGAUCUUGACCGUGCCUUCUUGCUCCACGGGAACUACCGGAGGGGCUCCUUUCAAGCUUCGACUCACCUCCCCGGAGGAGUGUGUGCGCCUCUUCCUUGAGUCGGAGCGGGUGGAUGCGACGAUGGUGCUCCUCGCGCUCGUGCCACAGAAGAGGAUCUCGCUGGUGCCCUACUUUGUGCCUCCGGGUGAGGUCGAGAGCGUGAAGAGCGGGUGCCACGGCCUUCAUCCCAAGUUUCCCGUGCGGCUUUUGGAGGUCCUGGGUGACGACAUGGUCGACGGGGGCCUUGGGAUGGCAAAGUUGGAGAGUCAGCCUUGGGUGCGUGGGGUCUACGCACGGCUAUGCGACGCGCUCCCACCGGACGCCUGGUUCCCGUGCCCCCCGCCCAUCCGUGUCUACUGCGAGGACAUCCGCUGCCUUUGGCUCUAUGCCCACGGGGACUGGGGUAACGAAUCCCCGGACGUCGCGCUCCUCCCGCUGCUCAACGACAUGGUGGAGUUCCUGCAUGGUAGGCUCAGGCACCAGGUGUACGUGUUUGCUAGGUGCUGCAUGCGAGGCUCGUCCGUGAGUGUGGCGCUCAGCGUGAUGAUGACCUCCAGCGACUGCGGGUGGUUUCGGGACUUUUUCAUCGGUUUCGUGAGGGCCAAGGGACAGGCCGUGUACUCCGCCUAUCCGGCCUUGAAGACCUACGUUGGGGACCUGGGGGUGCAGAGUCUAAGGGUCCUGGACUGUGUGAUGGAUCCUUCUGUGCGCAAGGUCAACGUCUAUUCCUCCCCCUAUACCUGCCCCUUGGAUAGGAAGGAUCCGUCGCUCGAGGUAGACCUGCGCAACGCGGGGGUGACACCGACAGAGAUGGGCAGCUACCUGAGCUUCAUGCAGGUGGACGCUUCCGGCUUUGCCAGCUCCCCUGCGAUAUCGAUUCAGAAGAAAGGGUCCAAACGAUUCAAGAUUAGUAAGGCGAUUGCUAAAGACAAGGAGAACGUCAACCCACACUGCCUGUUUUAA